This is a messenger RNA of Xiphias gladius (swordfish), 3361 nucleotides long. RefSeq names its product receptor-interacting serine/threonine-protein kinase 2-like. Gene Ontology annotation, biological process: innate immune response; positive regulation of canonical NF-kappaB signal transduction; protein phosphorylation. The record is from RefSeq and is a predicted model, not a curated record. Bases 415 to 2175 code for a protein of 586 amino acids. Lineage: Eukaryota; Metazoa; Chordata; Actinopteri; Istiophoriformes; Xiphiidae. The transcript has 11 exons. Gene Ontology annotation, molecular function: ATP binding; JUN kinase kinase kinase activity.
GUCAUUAGCAACAACAAACCCACCUGCCUUAAACGCCAGCGGGGCUCGGCGUCUCUCAGUUGUUGACGCUGCUUGGCUCAGACUCUGACAGCUGGUCACAGGAAGUACCGGCAGCAUAUCAUGAAUAAACGGAAACGUGAAAGCGCAUACAUUUAAUCCCGCUCGUUGGGCGCACGGCGUUUUUCGUCAAACAAACAGAGGAACCGUUUAUCGGUUGCUCUCUCUCAGCCGCCGUCCUCCUCCGCCACAUCAACGUUAGCUUAGCCUGCUGUCGCUCAGCGACAUUAUGGCAUGCGUGUUGUUGGAAGAGACAUCCCUCAUUGCGUUUGUCUGAACAGGAAGUUCUGCUUUCAGUGGCUGACCUAGUGGAUAAGAAAUCCUCAGCGGCUUCCCGUAAAAGGCUCACAAACUGCCAUGGAGCCGUACGCGGCUAUGGGCUGUGUGAACAUGGGCAAUCUGACCAGCACCUUGCCUGUGAUCCCCUACCAGAAGUUGACAGACCUGUACUACCUGAGCAGAGGGGGCUUCGGCACCGUUUUCAAGGCGCAGCACUCCGACUGGAGGACUACGGUGGCCAUCAAGUGCCUGAAGCUCGACUCUCCUGUUGGAGAAAGAGAGAGGAACUCCCUGCUGAAGGAGGCAGAGGUGCUCCACAAAGCCAGAUUCAACUACAUCAUCCAGAUCUUUGGUAUCUGCAACGAGCCGGAGUUCUUCUGCAUAGUCACAGAGUUUAUGAGCAAUGGUUCUCUGGACCUGUUGCUCCAUGAGAAGGACAUGUACCCUGUUCUCGCCUGGCCUUUGCGACUGAGGAUUCUGUAUGAAAUUGCCCUCGGGGUUAACUUCCUUCACAACAUGAACCCACCCCUCUUACAUCAUGACUUAAAGACACAGAACAUACUGCUGGAUGGGGAAUUUCAUGUUAAGAUUGCAGACUUUGGCCUUUCAAAGUGGCGGCAGCUGUCCGUCAGUAAAGGCUCAGGGUCCAAGCCCACAGAGAUGGGUGGCACAGUGAUCUACAUGCCCCCGGAGGAGUACGAACCAUCCAAGAGCCGCCGAGCUGAUGUGAAACACGAUAUGUACAGCUAUGCCAUCAUUAUGUGGGAGGUGCUGUCCAGACAGAUACCAUUUGAAGAGGUGACGAACCCCAUGCAGAUCAUGUUCAGCGUGCUGCGUGGCAUGCGUCCGGACACGAGCCUGGACAGUCUGCCCGCUGACAUCCCCAGCAGAGGGACCCUCAUCAGUUUAAUGACCUGCGGCUGGACUUCUAACCCCGACGAACGACCCUCCUUCCUUCAGUGUUUGAUUGAGCUGGAGCCCAUGGUGAGAACAUUUGAUGAAAUAGACUUCUUGGAAGCUGUGCUGAAAAUCAAGAGGUCAAAGUUGAGGCAGACAUCAGGCUGUUGUUCAGCUCAGCCAGCGUGUGAGAAGAGUGAGGAGGGAUCCCUGAACACGCUGAAGAACAGGCCCAGCCCUUGGCCGGAGAACUCCACUUCAGGCUCAGGCUCUUGUUCCUCCCAGGACACAGACAUAUCUCUACCAGGCGCCCUCACUAGCAGUAAUGCUGCACCGUCUAAGGGUAGCCUUCCAUCGUCAUUCAUAGCUCAUACUCUGGAGCCUCCAGAGUCUCUGAAGGACCACAGCCAAGUCAACAAUCUCAACGGCUACCAGAGCGCCAGGCCCCUGAAUGAUUUGAAUAUUCCCAUCAAAUCUGGGCUGCCGCUUACCGAGUAUGAGACUCGACUGGACAACCUCACUCUCAAGCCUCAGCCUCAGCCUCAGCAACAAGCACAUUUCCCUCCUCCAUUGCAGCAAUCCGAGCUCUCACAAGGCCCCAUUGCCCAGUGGAUCGCAACACGGCGUGAGGAGAUCGUCUCACAGAUGACUGAGGCCUGUUUGAACCAGAGCUUGGACGCCCUGCUGGCCCGCUCCAUGCUGAUGCGGGAGGAUUACGAACUUGUGGUGAACCAGCCCACGCGCACUGCCAAGGUCCGCCAGCUCCUGGACAACUGUCACAAACACAACGAAGACUUCUGCCGCAUUGUCGUACGCAAGCUGCAUGACAACAAGCAGAUGGGCCUGCAGCCGUACCCGGCUGAAUUCAGCUCCCCUACCGCAGCCCUCAUCCCCAGCGCACCGCCACUAUCCAUAUCGUACAAUAUCCCCAGGAACAUGUAGCACCAGUCACAGCCAAGCAAUGGAAACAAUCCCGAUUACAAACUGUGCCAAAUUUACACUACAGUUGACUCCUACUGGUUCCACUGUCCCCAAGAUGGUCGCCAUGUUUCCUGUUGGUUCUUAUCCCUCAAAAAAGACUGAGGAACAACUAGAAAACGAGUGACAGGUACAAAGCUAAGUUAAUAUCCAGUCAUCAGUCAGAGACGGAUUAGAUUCUGUAUUAUCAGAAUCAAAAGCUUUUGACUGAAUCAGUGAUUGUAUUUAUCAAUGUUAUGGAUUUAAUGAGGUGAUUCAUCAAUAGUCUUUUCAUACUGAUUGGAUGUAUUACAGGUUUUCACUCCAUUUGGUAUGUAAUGCUUUCUGUCUUCAAAAGCUCAUUUACCAUUUAUUAUAUAUGUGUGCAUGUGAGCGUGUGUGUGCAGCCUUAUUUUUAGAAUGCAAACAUCCUCGAUACCCUCAGUUGAUCUGAGUAAGUGACAUGCUGGAAAACCUGAAGCAAAAAUAAGGUGUAUUCCUAUUAUAGCAAUCUUAUCUUAAAGUAUCAUGUAGUUAUGGGUUAACUGUGCUGAUAAUGUUUAACACCUGAGUUAAGUCAGGGACUAUGUGGCCCUCAAAAGAAACAGAGUGUGUCUGUCUUUGUUUGAGGCACAUAACUACUAAUAAAUCCGUGAGAAGAUGCAUAGUGUAAGAAAGUGUAAGAAAUACUUCAGAGUUAAUGAUAACAAUCUAGCUACAUGUUCUUGAAUGUUAACAGUUGUGAUUUUGGAGGACUGUGAUCAUGUGACCGAAUGGAAAGUUUUUGUCCCUCCCCGGACAUUUCUUCCUCUCCCUGUUUUUACUGCUGAGCUAAAGAGAGUUGCUGGGACGUGGAGUAAAGAGGAAGUUAAGCUUGUGAAUUAAGACCCAGAAAGAGAGGGGUGUUUGUGGGUGUACGUGUGUGCACACGUGUGUGUGCGCGUUUGUCUGCAUGUCUGUAUCUAGAUUAAAGUGGACCGAAGUGAUCUGCCCCUGGAUUUCUCUUGGUCCUCUCAGUAGUGGCCUCACCGGUCACUGUUGUUAAUAAUGUUCACUUUAGACACUUCAGACUCAUCUGGAUACUUCACGAGUUACAGUUCUUCUAUGGGCUGUGAGCUAAGUUUGAAAAAUGAGCUGAGCUGAGACAAUUGCAUUACAUGAACAGAGAAAA